AUGUUCUACCUUUAUGGUAAAGACUUCGUUUACUUCAGUUUGGGUAUCAAACUCUAUGAAUAUAUGAACCAUCCAGCUCAUUUCCCUGUUCUUUAUCAAAACUACGAAUUGCUACGGAAGUAUCAGGCGAAACUUAACGAGUUGGAUCCGGUGCAAAGAUCUCCUCUACAUUUAGCUUGCUUCUACGGAACGAAACCUCCAAAACUGAAGAUUGCGGAAGAAGAAAUAGCGUUCAAAUUCAACAACAAAGAACUGAUACAAGAAGAUACACACACCAAGCGGGUGAUGGAUUUUUUGAUGUCGAAUAUGAUUGCUGAUCCCUAUCAAACUGACAAACUAUUUGGGUGGACGCUGUACGAUUGUGCUUUUAGUAUACUGAAUCUCUACGUUAUACAGAAGCUUCUGAAGCAAUUGUCACAGACAUGUGCAAUAGUUUUAGAGAAAUUUAAAAACUUGAAAGAGGAUUUUUUCACAGUGGUCUACUAUUCCCUCAAAUUCGGAUACAAUGAUUUGUUCAGACUUAUGUCUGAAAUACCUUAUUUCAAAAAAGCACUCUCAAUGGAAAACUGUAACGGAGAGAGCUUGCUUUAUUUGGCUGUCAAAUGUGGCAAUCACGACAAUGUCGAGGAGUUAUUAGAUAAUGGUGCUAAAGCUAACACUAUUGUAAGCACGUAUAAUAAAAGAAGUGUGUUACAUUUUGCUGUUGAAAAUGGUCACAACGAAGUUGUUAGGCUACUUUUAGAUAGAGGUGCAUUUCCUGAUAUAAUGGAUAGAUACAGAAGCACUCCUUUACACAUAGAUUCCAGUAAAGUCAUAUAUCAAUCAGCUCAGCUUCUUCUGAAUUAUGGUUCAGACUUGUUGCUUGACCACGGUGCUUCAGUUGACAAGUGUGAUAAGUUUGGUAAAAGUCCGCUCAGUUGUGGUCAAGACAAGAAUCAUCACAAUAUAACGAGCGUACUACUAAGAGAAGGUGCGACCACUCCGACUACAUUAAACAGGAGACUUUCAGCGAUUGAGUAUGAUGAGUAUACUUCUUAUCAGUUACAUUGGGCUGCUUAUACAGGACAAGCUGAAAGAAUAGAACCUUUGUUGCAAGAUGGUUGGACUAUCAACUACGUUGACCAUUUUGGGCGCACUCUAAUUUAUAGGGCGGUUACAGAAAAACAUUUCAGAAUUGUGGAAAUGUUUAUUGAUAUAGAAGCUGAUGUUGAUAUUCCUGAUAAUAAUAAAGUCGUGCCUUCAUGUAUAGCAAUCAGCAAUGGUGAUCGUAGAAUUACAAGUUUGUUACUAAAAAGUGAUACCUCUGGAAAUGUGAGAGAUAAUUUCGGAUAUACGCCCUUACAUUGGGCUGCGAUGUUUGGUAAUGUUGAAAUUAUCAAACUCUUGUUAGGCAAGACUCCAGAUGUCGACGCUGUUGACAACUUUGAAUCCAAACUAUCAGAAGUAGCAAAAGAGAGGUUGUCAUUUUUACAACACUAUGGGAAUAUCGUAAAUGAAGUCAAUGGUAAAUCAAAACUAACACCGUUUGAAGAGGCCAUCGACUCAGGAAACUACAUCUUGGUGAAGAAAUUUCUAAACCAAAUAGACGAUCUAAAUAAAAUCAAUGACCAUGGUCACAGCAUUCUGCAUAGAGCUGUAAUAAAAAGACAUAGAUUAACAGUUGAGUUUCUUUUGGAAAAGGGUGUCAAACUGGAUACUCUAGACAAGUGUAAUAGUUCAGUUUUGCACUGGGCUGCGAUGAUCGGUGACGCUGGAAUCGUUCAAUUAUUGAGAAAAUGGAAUGUCGAAGUUAAUGUUAUCGAUAAUUUUGGAUAUAGUCCUUUAACAGUAGCAGCGAUGAGCGGCCAUCUUGAAGUACUUUCGCUACUACUAAAAGAAGGUGGUGAGGCUAACGUUGUAGACAAAUGUGGAAACUCUCCUUUAGACUGGGCAUGUAAGAAAGGUUAUAUACAGUGUGUAGAGGUUCUUUUAGAAAAUGGCGCUGUUGCUAAAAGUUUACAAGAGGAAGAUCUCUUGGAUUUGGCAAAAGAACAGCGGACAUUUUUGAAAAGAGCAGCACUGUAUUGA
Messenger RNA from Zophobas morio, 2067 nucleotides. RefSeq names its product ankyrin repeat, PH and SEC7 domain containing protein secG-like. Gene Ontology annotation, molecular function: protein binding. The transcript has 4 exons. Lineage: Eukaryota; Metazoa; Arthropoda; Insecta; Coleoptera; Tenebrionidae. Bases 1 to 2067 code for a protein of 688 amino acids. The record is from RefSeq and is a predicted model, not a curated record. Gene Ontology annotation, biological process: protein localization to ciliary inversin compartment. Gene Ontology annotation, cellular component: ciliary inversin compartment.